Molecule: messenger RNA, 1674 nt
Organism: Ambispora gerdemannii
Lineage: Eukaryota; Fungi; Glomeromycota; Glomeromycetes; Archaeosporales; Ambisporaceae
Source: the annotation of a GenBank genome assembly
AUGAAUAUAUGUACCACUUGCAGACAUAAAUUACCUGCUGAAGCCUUUCUUCACAAAGGUAAAGUCUUUAAGACUUGUUCAAAUUGCUUGAUUGUGAGGUCUAGGAAGAGAGCUGCAAAACGAUCUUCCAUAAACGAUCAACAAUUAGAAAGAGAAAUAGAAGUGAUUGAGAAAAUUUUUUUAUCUGAAGUUGUCGAUUAUGUCACCAGCAAAGCCACUAAUCUUGAGCAUGAUAACAUGCUGUCCUUCGAUCUUUGCAUUGAGCUUGAUGAUGUAUUGGUUGCUGCACAUGAUGCAAAGAAUAUGGUAAAGUUAAUAGUGGAUGAGAUUGAGGGAUUUGAUGGAUAUGAUUGGGUAUUCACAACUGGACCUGAAAUGUCAUUAUGCCAUCGUGAAGUCAGUAUAUUUUAUCUUGCAUGUUCACAGUGCCGUGAACUUGAGCGUGAAUAUAAGGAAUCAAACCGAAAGAGAAUGACCCGUUUUGAUUGUCAUGGCAAGUUGACCAUUCAUAUCGACAUGCCAGCAAGAGAAGCAAUGAUUGGAUUUCAUCAUAAUAUUCAGCAUGAGAAACCUGUCGAUAUUACUACCCCACCAGAAGUAAAGCGUGAAAUUAUGCAAAAUCUUCACAUGGAUCCUGUGCAGUUACGAACACAUCUCUGUCAAAUGUUUGAUGUUUCGCUUGUUACUGCAAAACAAAUUUACUAUUGGUGGUCAACAUCUUGCCAGCACUUUUAUAAAUCAGAUGAAGAUCAUGUAGUUUCUGCACGCCACUUUUUGAAAGGGUCCCAUACUGUUGCCAGUGAGCUUUGUUUCGAUUGGAGUACUGACUUGGUUACAGUGAUUGGAUUCACAACCCCUUUAUUAGCUGGACUAUUACCAUUGUUGAGUAUACAUUGUGAUGCGACUUACAAAACGGUCAAAGAACGCUUCGAACUCUACGGGAUUAUCAGUAACAUUGAGGGUGCAGGAUUUCCAGUAACAUAUCUCAUUUUGAAUACUACGAAGACGCCAAACAAUGAAGAACAAACGGGAUUACGGACAACGGCACUUAAGGCUAUCAAGGAAAAGCUUAAGAGUCGCAAGCGAAUUCAUCGCAAUCAAUACCAAUCGGAUGAAGCUGUAACAGAGUUUGAUUUUAUUGAUCCCACUUUCAAGCCUGAUCUGGAACGUAUUAAGCCUGAGUACUACAUAAUAUGCUCACCGAAUUUGCGAGAUAAAAUUAUUGAUCUCAUCAGAAAGCAUUUUAAUAUGCACUCAAAAAUCCCUAUCAAUGCUGCCGGACGGUUCCUAACAGCUGACGAAAUCCGAAAGAGUGCAGUCCAUGAAAUGUAUGAUUUUUGUGCUGAAAAUGAUCUUGUUUUGCUCUGGACAUACUUGUGGUCUGCUUGGUACAAGAUGUCAAAGUGGGAGUUAACUGGAAGUUACGCAAUUUUUCAACAAGGCUAUGCGUCGAUUCAUACUGCGGGAAAAAUUAACUGGCCGGCUAAUUCUUCAGACCUGAGCCCAAUAGAGAACAUUUGGAAGAUAUUAAAGGACAAUAUUAAAAAAAUGAGAUCUUUCCGAAGACUGUGGACGAACUUAAAGGUUGCAUUAAAGAUGGGGUGGGAAAAAAUUGAUGUGGCCAUUUUAGAACGGUAUUGGAGUCAAAUGGAGUGCCGAUUACAUAUUAAAUAA